Gigantopelta aegis is the source of this 1344-nucleotide messenger RNA. RefSeq names its product eukaryotic translation initiation factor 6-like. Lineage: Eukaryota; Metazoa; Mollusca; Gastropoda; Neomphalida; Peltospiridae. The transcript has 7 exons. The record is from RefSeq and is a predicted model, not a curated record. Bases 135 to 872 code for a protein of 245 amino acids. Gene Ontology annotation, biological process: cytosolic ribosome assembly; maturation of LSU-rRNA; ribosomal subunit export from nucleus. Gene Ontology annotation, molecular function: ribosomal large subunit binding. Gene Ontology annotation, cellular component: preribosome, large subunit precursor; nucleolus; cytosol.
AUGACGUUUUUCACAUUUCAAUUUAUAGAACCAUGUGUUUCUACUUGUUGUGAAACUUUAAUUUACCAAAUAUAUUAAUUUUACCACAGAAUUUGUUACUUACAUCAAGCACACGUUUUAACCACUUUCUUGUAAUGGCAAUUCGCGCACAAUUUGAAGGAAACAAUGAAAUCGGUGUAUUUUCCAAGUUAACCAAUGCCUACUGUUUGGUGGGAAUUGGUGGAUCAGAAAAUUUUUACAGUAUAUUUGAAGGGGAAUUGUCUGAAGUGAUUCCUGUGGUUCGGGUCGGUCUGGCAGGAUGCAGAAUUAUUGGCAGAAUGUGUGCUGGCAACAGAAAUGGUUUGUUGGUUCCAAACACUACCACAGAUCAAGAGCUGCAACACAUUCGGAAUGCCCUUCCUGAUAAAGUGAAAGUGCAGAGAGUGGAGGAGAGGUUAUCUGCUCUUGGAAAUGUGGUUGCAUGUAAUGAUUAUGUUGGGCUUGUUCAUCCUGAUAUUGACAGAGAAACUGAAGAAAUAAUCACAGACGUUUUGGGUAUUGACGUUUUCCGACAGACAGUUGCAGGCAAUGUUCUUGUAGGCAGCUACUGCUCUUUUAGCAAUCAAGGUGGCUUGGUUCACCCCAAAACAUCAAUAGAAGACCAAGAUGAAUUGUCAUCAUUGCUUCAAGUCCCAUUAGUUGCAGGAACAGUAAAUCGUGGCAGUGAUGUGAUAGGUGCUGGGAUGGUGGUGAAUGACUGGAUCGCAUUCUGUGGACUGGAUACCACAUCAACUGAACUGUCCCUCGUGGAGAGUGUCUUCAAGCUGGGUGACAACCUGCAGUCGGCCAUUCAGUCUGAUAUGAGAGAUGCUUUGUUGGACAGCAUGACAUAAAAUGGAAUGCUUAAUGAGGGCCUGUAAUAUUACAUUGAUGUGGUGCCAAAGUAUGCGAAAGCCAGAUUGCAUUUAACACAGAAAACCAAUUUCAUCAUGAGUCAAAAUUCGUUAAGUCUUGCCUUCCACCAAGUUUCAAGAUAACAAUAGAAUUUUACAUUUUCAAAAAAAGUAAUGAGGAUAUAUUUAGUAACAGACUGCAUCAACAGCUUAUUGGCUUGUAGAUGAGAUGAUGAUUAUAAUUUAGCAUUUUUUGCUCAUACUGGAGGAACUGAACUACAUGUUAGCAAUGGUCAAAGUUAAAGAUGGCCACUGACCUGAUGGACAGACUGGUUUGGUGAUAGAAGGGUGUACUAAAGGACAUAUUGUAUAAAUACAUUGCAUUUGUUCAUUACACAGCAGGAAUAAAAAGAAAAAAUUUCAUGUCUGCUUCAGCUCUGUAAAUAUAUACUGAAUUAAAUGAAUAUGUAUA